Camellia sinensis is the source of this 5445-nucleotide messenger RNA. Lineage: Eukaryota; Viridiplantae; Streptophyta; Magnoliopsida; Ericales; Theaceae. The record is from RefSeq and is a predicted model, not a curated record.
UCGUGUCGUGUCGUGUCGUGUCGGUGUUAGACACGGUGUCGGAUAUGACACGUUAUUUUCUUAGAAGUGUUCGUGCUUCUUAGGUCAUUGGUCAUUCAGGACUGGUAAUGAAAUCCCAUUUAGUGGCUUAAAUGCUUUGGAUGGUUCUGUUUAAGAAUGCUAUUACAAAUUUUUAGUGUUGCACUCAUUGGUUUUAUUUUAAUCUUUACACUUUCUUUCUGUAUUUAUGUUUGAACCACAAUCUUGUGACAAUUAUAGGGGAAAUUUUGGUAAAGUAAUAUUUCCUAUUGCUUCCUUUGCUGGUGGUGGAAUGUGACCAAAUCAUAAAACUAGUAUCUGCUGAAGCAUUUAUGUUACCCAAAAGACACAUAGGGAGGCUAGUUCAAUGCAUUAUUCUGUCAGGUUUCUGCAUAUGUGGAGUUUAAUAUUCAGUUGCCUGUUUCAUGCAUCUGCUGAUUAUUCUAAAGACACAAAUGUCAUAUGCUGGGUGCUACUUAGUGAGCCACUAGAAACUCAUUAGCACAAUGUUUGUAUUAUUAUAUGGGGUAUAUUAUUGAGAUUAACAUAUUUUUGCUAUCACGUUUGUUUCUUUCGGCUUGCCUAGAGUUUCUUACCAUUUCUUUUAGUGAGUGAUUUUGCAUCUCUACUAGGAAAAGGAAUUGUCCAUCAUCUCUGUUUGGAAUGGCCACGUGACACUCAUGGAAGUGGAAAAAAAUUAACGUGCUACAUAAAUGAAAUGAUCUUUGGUGGAAGGAGGGUUAUAAUUCCUUGUUUUGUGCCCCCUUUGUUGGUUGUGAAAUCAAUGUAAUAUUGUAGUUUUUUUUGCUACUUUGUGAAUUAAUUAAUUAAUUUUUAGAUAUUUGGCUUAAAAUAUAUUUUAUUUCAAAAUUUACAUGUAUAAUGUAUUAAAACAAACACAACUAUUUUUAUUGUAGCAUAAAGCGAGAGCAAUCUCAGGAAUGCUAGGGUAAGGACCUUGAUAACACCAUGAGAUCACAAGCAUUUGUCACUUAUGUGAAGUCCAAGGCAGCAAGUAAAGGCCCUUGCUCGAAAUCAUAGGUUACAGUGAAUGUUCUUUGCUUUAUCUGUAGCUUGAAACUACAGGGAAAUCUAUGGUUUAAUGAGUCUAAAACAGCACCCUCAAUAGUGUGCUUGAAAGUUUUACCUUAGCUCUCGUGACUGUGAAUUGGCUAGAUGAAUGGGCUGCAGCAGAUUGCUUUGGAUGGGUUUAUCAUCAUUUGAUAUGAAAUGCAGAUCUCCGUAAGGCAGUUGAUUACGGGGCUGUUUUCUAUUUCAACUUUUGCCUACUUGUUGGAGAUGACAAAUUACUACUGAUUCAUGCAUAAUCUUGUAGAUAGCUCUCGGUCGCAGAUGAGUUUCUCCUCUUAAAAACUGUAAAUCAGUUUAUUGUUUAUUUGUUUUUGUGGCAUUUUUGGAAUACUCCCUUGUACGGACAUAUACCUCAUUUCUUCAUUAUUUGAUGCAAUAUACGAAUCAGAUAAUUCAACUCCAAUGUUUUUCAGGUGUUCAGUAAACUUUUUUGCCUCCUGUGUCUAUUAAACAUGGAUGCAUAUUUUACUUUCCUGUUUAAAUCAUGAGAGACUAAGAAAAACUGUAAUAAUUUGUCGAACUUAUCAUGAACAUCAUUCAUUAUAGCUGAGUUGUAUGUUUACUGCCGUGUUUCUUGGUUGGGGAGUAAUAGUGAACACAGUUUUGGACUCGUUUCAAAAAUGUUGAAGAGAUUGAUCCCAACCUAUCGUUGAGCAUUCAAAUGUGCUAUUUGGGCGGCCAGUAAGAGGGUAGAUAUCAAGUGCAAGCUGUGUGGCUUGAAAUGUGUGUGAAUAAGCAACCUAAUUUAUGCCCAAUUAUUCAGUGAUCCAUACCCUUAACAGAAUAUCGGGUCAUGACUAAUGAGUGGCCUGUAAAUCCAAAUGCUGGAAUUAAUCUGCUUUAUAUAAAUAUUGGCUAAUCCAGAUAAUAAUUUUAUCACAACUAGCCUCGUUUGGGAACGGGCUUUUUUGUAACUUUUUGGUUAAAAUAUGAUGUAAAAAAAACUAAUAUGUUUAGGAUGACUUUUUAGUUUUUUACGAAAAAAUGUGCAAAAAGUAGAGAAAAAAGGGAAUAUUUGACUUUUGGUAUAGGUUGUUGAUUUUUUGAUUUUUUUUAGUAUUUUUUUAGCUUUUAGGCUAAAAAGUGAUGUUGCCAAACAAAGCGCGAUCUCUAUACGAGUAAAAGGGCUUUUUUGGAUGGGUUUUCUGCAAUGCUUGUAUAAAAGAAGAGUCGGUUGUUACUUGUCAUUCUGGAGUUUAUUAAAUUUCAAAAGUGCAUGUGCCUAAAUGAUGAGUGAGAGUUUGAAAUCAUGAUUGAAGUCACUGAUGGCAAGUACUUAGUAGAUCAUUCAUCAAAUGCAAAUGUAACUACGCUAACUAGUUACUGCAGUGUGCUGAUAGUGGGUUCAAUGCCGCCGCUGCUGCCAUCACCACCAGUGGCAGCUUCAUCUGCAUGUUCUUUGUUUUGUGCAAUUAUUGUAUGCCAAGUGCUUUAAGUUCAGAUAGAUGAGAAAGAUAUAAACCUCAUUCUUUUAAUUAUUAUCCUUUUUUUGUUUCUUCUUUUUUUCUCCCCUCUUUUUCACUAUCUUUGGGCGCAGGAUUAAUCAAGUAGUAUCUCUAUUUGGACUUGCUGUGACUGGAGGUUUUUGGGUCUUUGGUAUUCAAAAGUAAGGAUGAAUUACUCAACUGGGUACGUGAAGUUGGAAAGAGAAAUGGUUUGGUCAUUGUAAUGAAAACAUCAGACUAUGGUGGGGGAAAAAAAAGACCCACGAUGUAUCUUGCUUGUGAGAGGAGUGGCCAAUAUAGAGCAACAAAGAAGUUAAAACAUGAUGGCAACAAUACAUCAAGAAUAACCGGUACGAAGAAGUGUGGUUGUCCUUUUGAUAUGAGGGCUCACAGGUUUACCACACAUGAUGAAUGGACAUUGACCGUAGUAUGCGGAUUGCAUAAUCAUCCACCUGCGGAGCACCUUGAGGGACAUUUAUAUGCGGGGAGGCUAUCAAAGGAUGAGAAAGCAUUGUUAAUGGAUAUGUCAAAGAGCAUGGUUCGGCCAAAAGAAAUCCUAGUAACCUUGAAACAGCGAGAUGCCCUCAAUGUAAGCACACUUAAAACCAUUUACAAUGUACGCCAUCGAAACAGGGUGGUACAGAGAGCUGGAAGAUCACAGAUGCAACACUUAUUGGGUGAAUUGACCAAGUAUAAUUACAUUGAGCGCCAUCGGUCUGAAGAGUCCACGAUGACUGUGACAGACUUGUUUUGGGCACAUCCUACUAGUUUGGACUUAUUUCGGUCUUUCCCACGUAUAUUAAUUAUGGAUUGCACAUAUAAAACCAACAUAUAUCAGCUUCCUCUUCUUGAAAUUGUGGGAGUGACAUCAACUGAAAUGACAUUUUCUGUAGCUUUCGCAUACUUACAGUAUGAGAGGGUCGAUAACUAUGCGUGGGUGUUAGCUACAUUGCGUGAUGUCAUGGAUGGGUUUGUUGUGCCAACAAUUAUUGUUACUGACAGAGAGCUAGCCUUGAUGAAUGCCAUACAGAAGAUAUUCCCGAGUGCCAGACAUUUAUUAUGUCGUUGGCAUAUCAGUAAGAAUGUGUUGACCAAAUGCAAGAAAAUGUUUGAGACACAGCAGAAAUGGGAGAAGUUCAACCAUGAGUGGAACUCUGUAGUGUAUUCAUUUUCUGAAAUUCAAUACGAUGAGCAUCUUAAAUCAUUACUUAAGGAAUUUAGUAGUUAUCCUGAUGUAGUGAAAUACGUCAUGGAUACUUGGUUGGUUCCUUACAAGGACAAAUUUGUGGCGGCAUGGACAGACACGUGUAUGCAUUGUGGCAAUGUUACAACGAACCGGGUUGAGAGUGCACAUGCAAAACUUAAAAGACAAUUGGGUUUAUGUCAAGUCUCAUUUCAGGUAUCAUUUGAGAAAAUACACAGUCUGCUUGAGUUGCAACACACUGAUAUCAAUGCUUCAUUUGAGAAAAGUCUAACUGUUGUGCAGCAUCAAUUUAAACCUUCUCAAUUCAGGGAGCUACGGGGUAAUGUGUCUAUCUCUGCAUUGGAGUAUUUGCUUGUAGAAAGUAAGAGAGCCAAUUCCAUUGGUAUUGAUGUUGAAGCUUGUGGAUGCAUCCUUUGCCACACUUAUGAUUUACCUUGCGCCCAUGAGAUUGCUGACUACAUCAGACAAGAUCGUCCUAUACCACUUGCUACCAUACACUCAUAGUGGAGGCAACUUCAUAUCUCCAUAUGCAAGAAAGAAGAGGAAACAGAGGUGACUUGUCAUGCAGAAGUAGAGUUGUUUGUGAACAAGUUUAAUGAAAGUGAUAGAACCAUGCAGUUGGAGCUUUUGAAGAAGUUAAAAGAGAUUGUAUAUCCGGGAAGCACUUUUCUUGUUGAGCCGGAGGUGAAGCCCAAAACACGUCCUCGGGAUCAUAAGAAGAUCAAUGUUUUUACCCGUCGUGACCCAUGUGUAUUUGAGUUAGUGCAAUCUGGACAUGAUUCCUUCUCACCUAGGGACACUCAAAUCACUACAUUAGCUUCUACUCUGCAAACCAAGAAGGAGCGACCUGUUAAGGGAAAGGAGAAGGUGAAUCCGAAAGGGAAGGUAUACAUUUCUAGAACAGUGAAACCUGGUGCAUAUGUUGAUGCUUUCUCUGCUGGGUUGAAACCAUACAUUAAGUUUGUCUAGGAUGUAGCUGCAGAUGAGAAUUGUGGUUUCAGGGCUAUAGCUGCUUCAAUUGGUCAUACAAAAUAUGAUUGGGCUCAGGUUAGGCGUGAUCUAUUGGGUGAGCUGCACACACACAAAGAGGAAUACAUUACACUUUAUAGGUCCUAUGAAAGGUUUGAAGAAUUGACAAGCAUAUUGUCAUACUUUGAAGGCCGUCUUGGAUACUCACAUUGGAUGACUAUGCCAGACAUGGGGCAUCUUGUUGCAUCGUGCUACAAUCUUGUGUUAUACCACUUGUCAUUACAGCAAUGUCUCACCUUUUUACCUCUUAGAACAGUGCCAGUACCUCAACUUGAUAGACGUGAGAUUGCCAUUGGGUUUGUCAAGGGAAAUCAUUUCGUCCAGGUUUUGUUGCAGCCAGGUCAUCCAGUUCCUCCUAUAGCCACUAAUUGGAGAAAAUACCGUCACCCUUGCGCUGUCGAUAGGGAUGAUGCAUAUGUGCGUCGCAUUCAACAUUUCAAGGACAUUAUUCACGAUAAUGUAGCUACUCGAGAGACAUUUGAUGUUGUUGAUGUCGCAUGACACAUGUAUGCAUUUGACAAUGUUAGAAUUAUGGAAGAAAUUAAUGGAUGUGUUUUUGAUGUUGAUGUGUUCUGUUUUGCAAUAUGGAUUGAAUGUUAUCAACCAUUGUUACCAUUCCAUUGUAAUAAGAAAAUAUCAUUUACAAAAUCAAUGACC